Molecule: messenger RNA, 1906 nt
Organism: Drosophila mauritiana
Lineage: Eukaryota; Metazoa; Arthropoda; Insecta; Diptera; Drosophilidae
Gene: CDK2AP1
Product: sex determination protein fruitless
Exons: 1
Coding region: 206-1051 (281 amino acids)
Cellular component (GO): cytoplasm; nucleus
Source: RefSeq, a predicted model, not a curated record
UUGUUUGCGCGUUGAAGGGAAAGCGUAAUAACGCCUCCUGAUAUCGAUAUCGAUAUCAUAUCACAAAAAACAAUAAACCCUAAAAUAAACGCUAAAAACUAGUAGUUUUGUGUGCCAGAAAAACGAAAUUAGCAGCUGGACGUAGCCAAGUUGCCACGUCAACCGAACGACAUCAACACCAGACACCACAACGCCCAGCGCCACCAUGGACAUCAUGGAUAUCCAGGCCGUAGAGUCCAAGCUGAGUGACGUCACGGUGACACCGAUACCGCGCAGCCAAGUGCAGAAUUUCUACAAUUACCAGCAGCAGCGGGAGCAGCGCGAGCAGCAGCCCCAAAUCCAGAUAUCUGCCAUCCACCACUCGCGUGGAUCCGGUGGCGGAGGAGGCGGAUCCAACUCAUCUAACGCGGCCACCGACUACUCCACGAGCAGCGGUGGCAAGCGGGAGCGGGACCGCUCCUCCGCCAGCGACUACAGCAGCUCGUCCAGCAAGCAGAGCUCCGCUGCAGCGGCCAAUGCAGCAGCAGCUGCCGCCGCCGUCGCUGCCCUCCAAUACUCCCCGCAGUUCCUCCAGGCCCAGUUGGCGCUACUCCAGCAGCAGUCGAACACGACAGCCACGCCGGCAGCCGCCGCAGCUGCGGCCCUCUCCCUGGCCAACAUGUGCUCCAGCAAUGGUGGUCAGCGGAAUUCCGGUGCCGGCGUCUCCUCCACCUCCUCCGGCAGCAAUGGGCAGAGCAUGGGCCUGAAUUUGAGCUCUUCGCAGCUAAAGUACCCGCCACCCUCCACCUCGCCCGUGGUGGUGACCACCCAAACUUCGGCCAAUAUCACCACGCCGCUGACCUCCACGGCCAGCCUGCCCUCAGUGGGCCCGGGCAAUGGGCUGACCAAGUACGCCCAGCUGCUGGCCGUCAUCGAGGAGAUGGGCCGCGACAUACGGCCCACGUACACGGGCUCGCGCAGCUCCACGGAGCGGCUCAAGCGGGGCAUUGUCCAUGCCCGCAUCCUGGUGCGCGAAUGCCUCAUGGAGACGGAGCGUGCGGCGCGCCAAUGAGAGGAGGAGACGCUGGCGCCGCAGCUGGCGACGCCGGAGUAAAACGGACCAGGAGGCGAGGAUGAGCCUCACCUAGGUUAAUUCCCCCCAAACAAACAAAAAAAAAAAACACGGACAAAAUGGGUCAGAAAUUCGUAAUCUUUGCACAGUUGUGAGUUCAUUUCGCUGGAAUAUCAUAGGAUCAAAACGCUCCAGAGAUUGCCUAUAGCUAACGCAAAGAUCCAUUUUGUCCCAAUUUAAGCAUUAAACUGUAGCAAUUUGUACUAACUUGUAAGCCCCCAUCAACUUAAUGGCCCUCGGGCCGCCGGACCAUAGUUAAAGAAUGUUUAGACUAGCUCAGGUUACAAUCGGUUAAAUCGACAAUGCUACGAGUACAGCUGCAGCCCAAGUUAUUGGACUUUGUGUAUCUCAACCGUAUACCCAUUAAUCUGUAUCCGUAAACGCAAGACCCAGUUGCUCCUGUGUGUCUGCGUUAGUGAAUGCGAUUAAUUACGAGUAUCUGGCGUCGAGGAGAUGCAGAUACAAAUGCAGAUGCAGGGCAGGAUGAGUGCGAGUUUGUCACUGCCGGAUUAUAGAGCUGCUCCUCGUUAUUUUAGAGAACUAUACAAAUGCAGAUAUGUAGAUGUAGUUAAGCAGAGAUAUAUGUAUACAUAUAUACUUGUUAUGCAAGCGAACAGUGUGCAUGUCCAAGUGGAAUGGUGAAUUAGUGGCAAUUGACACGAGAAUAUUUAUAUAUGUAUACACAUUAUUUACUAUAUGUAUGAGAGCAAAUACGACUAAGUUCAAGCAUGUAUACCAAACCGAAGCCGAAAUCGAAAUCGAAAUAAAUGCGCAAUUUUGGUUUUUGUAAACGCA